CAACUAAAGGGGCAUGUAGGUGUUCAAAACCCAGCAGAAUGGCGCUGUUUCCGCAGGUCUCCAAUCCGGAACGCAGAGCCCGGCCUGUCUGUCCUGAGCUGUUGCUCCCACUCGGACGAGUUUACCAUUCAUCUCACAGCAGUAGCAACAGCAGCAGCAGCGAUGGCAGCGCUCAGGACGGCAGUGAACGGACGCUUUCUUCACCCUCUCUCCUUGUCAUGUGGGUCGUUGCGCUUCGUCAGCUCCUCCUUCAAGCAAUUUAAUUGAAUUCAAUUUCCAUAAGAGCUUGAGCAUGAUGAAUCCAGAUUAUUUUUUUUCAUAUGCAUGUGCAAUCAGUGACAAUGAAUAAACAGCUCUCCACGUGCCCCGCUGUACUCCCCACCCCUCUCUGUCUUUUCGUUUUCUCUCCCUUUUUUUGUCUCUUUCUCUCUCUCUGUCUUCCCAAUUGUUUAUGUCAGGCUGCAGAUCUGACCAUCGAGAAGAGCUCGGUGCUGAAGCCAAAGCCAGAUCCGUCAACGCUCGUGUUUGGCAAGCAGUUUUCAGACCACAUGCUGACCAUCAGCUGGUCUGCAGCAGGAGGAUGGGAGAACCCUCAGAUCAAGCCCUUCCAGAAUCUGUCCCUUCACCCAGCAUGCUCAGCCCUACAUUACUCAAUAGAGCUCUUUGAGGGUAUGAAGGCCUUUCGGGGAGUGGACAACAACAUCCGCCUCUUCAGGCCUAUGCUGAAUAUGGAGCGCAUGCAUCGGAGUGCUGAAAGGAGUUGUCUGCCUUUGUUUGAUAAGGCUGAACUGCUGAAAUGCAUCAAUAAGCUGGUUGAGACUGACCAAGAAUGGGUUCCUUACUCCACAGAUGCCAGCCUGUACAUCAGACCAACAUUCAUAGGAACCGAACCUUCACUAGGUGUUUCUCGAGCUGGUCACGCGUUGCUGUUUGUCAUCGUUGGACCCGUUGGACCUUAUUUUGCCACUGGAAGUUUUAAUCCGGUGUCCUUGCUGGCAGAUCCUCGAUACGUCCGGGCCUGGAGGGGUGGCGUCGGAGAGUACAAAAUGGGCGGCAACUAUGGGCCGACCAUCGCUGUCCAGAAUGAGGCGGCAAAGCAAGGCUGUCAGCAGGUCCUCUGGCUGUAUGGAGAGAGUGAGGAGAUCACUGAGGUCGGCACCAUGAAUCUCUUCAUCUACUGGACCACAAAGAAAGGAGAAAAAGAGCUGGUCACUCCUCCACUUGAUGGCGUCAUUCUUCCAGGAGUCACCAGACAGUCUCUGCUGGACCUCGCCAGAGAAUGGGGGGAAUUCAAAGUGACUGAGCGGAGAGUUUUCAUGAAGGAGCUGUUGGGGGCUUUAGAUGAGGGUCGGGUGCUGGAGGUCUUCGGUUCGGGCACUGCAUGUGUGGUGUGUCCCGUUGGCAGUCUGCUCUACAAAGGACAAACUUACCAAAUUCCUACAAUGAAGAAUGGGCCAGACCUUGCCAAGCGAUUCCACAAGGAGCUCACUGACAUCCAGUAUGGACGUCUUCAGAGGGACUGGGCUCCACUGGUCGUCUAACCGAUUGGAUGCAGGUUUCACAUCUCAAACCUCUCUCAUCUCACCGGUUUGUGUGUGUGGACUUCACAGACAGGACUGUUAUUCUACAAUAACAAAAACCUUUCGAAAUAGAAAACCACCUAUUAAAUAUAUGCAGUCUGUCCAAACCAGCUUACAUCCUGCUUGCUAUAGAGGUCUUUAUUGCACAAUUUGUAGCACUAGAAUUCGUCCUUAAACCUGUCGAGCACAAGCGUCAUAAGCCAUAUAUAAGCAAAGGCACAAGCAAAUGUGUUCUCCUCGCAGUAGUUACUGAUCCAGUGUGGAAACUUUUGUUUUUUUAAAGUCUGUCAUGCUUUGUUGUUUCCUUAUUAUCUAAAAUGCUUCAGUCUUUUGUUUCUAAAGCUAAUUAUAUUUUUAUAUUAAAGUAAUGAUUUUAAAGGAACUCAUUUUACGACUCCCUUACAGUUAAACAGAUUUAACAUUUUUUGUAUCCAGUCAGCAGAUCUGGCAGUAGCACUUUUAGCUUAGCUUACCCUGCUGAAAAAAAAACUGCUGGUUUUAGCUGUUUAAUCAGCCUGGUUUAAGAGGGGUUUGGCCAUUUCCAGGCUGGUUUCCAGCCAUUUCCAGCCUGGUCUUGGCUGAUCAGACUGGAAAAUGAUCAGCUAAAACAAGCUUGACCAGCCUGGUCACUCUUGUUUUAGCUCGUCAUCUGCCCACUAUAACCCCUCUCAAACCAGGCUAAUCGACCAGCUAAAACCAGCCAACCAGCCUGGGCUGUUUUAAGCUGUUUUUUUUUUUCAGCAGGAUAGCCAAGUCAGGUCAUUGAAUGAGAGUAUAGUUCCUAGUUAAAUCGAUCUAGAAAGUACCAACAUCGGCUUUAGUACACAAUUUACCAACAGAACAAUCAAGAAAAAUUAUUAAAACUGGUCAUUUUUGAGCGAGGUGCUAAUGGUCUAAUUUAUUUUGUUGGUCUAUGCUAAGCUAGGCUAAUAGUGCUCCCAUCAGACCCAAAGAUCAGCUGAAUGGAUUUAAAAAUGGUAAAACACAACUGUUUGACACUACUUGAGCUUUCUUGAGCAAAUUUGCAUUUUGCGAGAAAGUGGAGUGUUCCUUUAAGAAAUCAGGCAGUUGAGGAUUAGACUUCAGCACGCUGCCAUUUUAAUGCAGACAUUGCAUUGCAUCUUGUCCGUUUGUGUAGAAUAAAAGAAUCUAGUGUCAUACUUUUUCUGUAUCAGGAGAGCUAAGUAUUCAGUUAGCAUUCAUUCAAACUGUGCUGUUUCUUGAUAAAAACACACUAAAAUGUUAUUUUAAAAAAAAUAUAUCAUAAACAAUUAUGCUACUUCAAGGGCAAUGUAUUACCGCCAGAUUUAGAUGAUUUAAAACCAUGAGCUGAACUUAUGCACGCACAAGGGCAUCAUGACGGCCCAGACAUAGCAGCUCUAGAGACCACUAGAAAUUGAUGUGAUAAUCGUCACUAGGCUGUGUGUGUUAAAGAUGUAAUAUCUGGAACAACAAUGUGAACUGUAUAUACAUGUGUGUGAAGUAUGUGAUGUUCGCUGGACAUGUAGAAUGUAGCCUAUUGGUUUUAACUUAUUUCCGGUGUCGUUUUAGUAACGUCAGUUACAUGGCUUUAAUGCAUAUCGCUGUUGUUUUUCUUCAUGAACUGUCAUGUUGUUUUCCCCCUCAUUUUAAACGAGUGUUUUAAUGCUUGCACUCUACUCCACGGCUCUUUUCUUUAGUUUAAGUGCCUGACGGAGUUCGUUUCUCUUUGCCAUCUCUCUCAUCUUUUUGUCUGUAUUGAGCUGAAGGGGGCGCUGCUGCACUCAAGUUUGGUUUGUUUUGUUUUCUGAUGGUUUUCAAAGAUGUCUUUACUUUUUCCUGUUACUGUAUUUUUACAAAUAAACUCUAUUUACUUCCAAAUAUGUAA
Molecule: messenger RNA, 3447 nt
Organism: Danio rerio (zebrafish)
Lineage: Eukaryota; Metazoa; Chordata; Actinopteri; Cypriniformes; Danionidae
Gene: bcat2
Product: branched chain amino acid transaminase 2
Biological process (GO): branched-chain amino acid metabolic process
Cellular component (GO): mitochondrion; cytoplasm
Molecular function (GO): branched-chain-amino-acid:2-oxoglutarate transaminase activity; catalytic activity
Source: RefSeq, marked validated